Molecule: messenger RNA, 1743 nt
Organism: Phaeoacremonium minimum UCRPA7
Lineage: Eukaryota; Fungi; Ascomycota; Sordariomycetes; Togniniales; Togniniaceae
Product: putative nima interactive protein
Exons: 3
Coding region: 1-1743 (580 amino acids)
Source: RefSeq, a predicted model, not a curated record
AUGAUAGACUCGGAUAACCUGCGCACAGCGUCGCUGUACAUCAAUAACCAGCUUCUGUCCCGAGGACUGCUGCGCGAUGGCCAGAGCAUCGACUUUGCCGACCCCGGCAGGGGCGAGGACCUGGAGGAGACGAUGGGCAAGAUCCUGAGCGUGGUGAACGACUUGAUCUUGCGACGCGAUCGUGAUGCAGAACACCGCGAGUCGCUUUCCACAACGCUGCGCACCGUGCGCGCCGAGGCACUCCGGCAGACAAACGACAUCCAGCGGCUGCAUGAGAAGCAUGCCGAGACACAGCGCAAGCUCAACCUGGGCGAGGCGGCUGAGAAUGCCCUGCGUACACAGCUCAAGGCUGCCGAGGCGAGCGUGCACAAGCUCAAGGAGGAGGCCGCGCGGACCAAGAAGCUCGUGGCCGAGACGCGGUCUGUGUGCGCGAACGAGGUGCGCAAGCGCGAUCGCCAGAUCGACGGGCUGAAGAAGGCCGUCUCGGAGGCCGGGCGGGCGAGAGGCGAGCGGAAGAACCCCGGCAUCACGACGAUUACCAUCACCGGAGACAUCGGGGCUGAGCGUGCCGACGAUUCCAUGUUGUCAACGGCGAGCGACGGCUACGACCUGCGCCAGGAGACGAACGCGUUCCUAGCAGAGCUCGCUAAAGGCUUGAGCGAGGAAAAUGAGACGCUUCUGAAUCUUGUGCGCCAAACGAGCGACAAGCUCAAAGAGAUGAGCGGUUUUGAGAAGGGAGAAGCAAUGGCGGGGCAUGGAGACGGCCAUGCCAUCGCCCUACAAACCAAUUGUCAAGAUCUGUCGAACGAGAUUGAGGCAAUCUUGGAGCAUUUACGCACAAUCCUCACAAAUCCUUCAUUCGUUCCCAUUGAAGAAGUUGUCGUACGAGAAGAGGAGAUCAACAGACUCAGGGAAGGGUGGGUGAGGAUGGAGACAAGGUGGAAGGAGGCUGUCCACCUGAUUGACGGCUGGCGGAGGCGAAUGGCUCUCAGUGGCCGUCCAGUCAACAUGGAGGAGCUCAAAAUGGGCUUAAGGCUGAGCCCCGUCCGCGUAAAGGAUGUCGAAGAGACGUCACAAGGUCUAGGACUACAUCUAUCCACUCUCGAGGAGGAGGAAGAAGAGCAGAGCAGCAUCUUCCAUCAAGUACAGUCUCCCAGCCCUGCAGAGUCUCUUCACCUUGUUCCCGCACCUGAAUACGAGGAAGAGGAAGAGGAAGAUGCAAGCGACUCGGAAUCUAGCAUCUUCCAAGACGAUGUGGAGAUCGACGAGCUGGAUGUUUCUGAACCGAACCAGAGCCCGUUGACAAUGGCCACCAUAGCAGCCAAGCUCGCCGCCUCCGAGCGGGAAGCUGAUGCAGCCCGUGUCCGUGCCAAGCUGAAGGCAGCGCGCCUCGGCAAGCGCACGAGCCUGGCUCCGUCGAACGCGUCCACCGCCACCUCGGGCAUCAGCUCGCGGACGUGCAGCGGCGAGUCCUACCCUGGUGAUCCUUCAAAGAAGGAGCUGUCGGCCAGUCGGGAGUCGCAGGACGAGAACGGGCUGGACGGCGGCGCCUCGGUGCAUCCCGGCUCUCAGGGGGAAGACCAGCCGGUGUUGCAACAGAGCACCGAGGAGAAAGAGAAGCCUCGGAAGCGGGAUAGGAGAGCGAGCAAGGUCGCUUCCAGGAGACGGAGCACGUUGAACCCGUGGGAGCUGCAGUCUUUAAUCGCAGGAGAUGUGAACGUGCCUCCCUCACCAGCGAGGUAG